This is a messenger RNA of Glycine soja, 1983 nucleotides long. Its product is annotated as ketol-acid reductoisomerase, chloroplastic-like. The record is from RefSeq and is a predicted model, not a curated record. Gene Ontology annotation, cellular component: mitochondrion; chloroplast. Lineage: Eukaryota; Viridiplantae; Streptophyta; Magnoliopsida; Fabales; Fabaceae. The transcript has 10 exons. Gene Ontology annotation, biological process: L-valine biosynthetic process. Gene Ontology annotation, molecular function: ketol-acid reductoisomerase activity. The coding region runs from base 64 to 1794 and encodes 576 amino acids.
GCUGUACUGAUUUUUUUUGCCACUCUGCUGCAGUGCUGCUUCAUACUUUUUCUCGCCUAUAAAAUGUCCGCCACUGCUUCACUCUGCGCCACUUCCAGAACAACUUUCUCAUCAUCGAAGCCCGUCGCGAGAAGAAGCUGCUUCGUCGCGGUUCCCAAAAUCGCGUUUCCCAAGCUCCGUUUCAAACCCGUCGCUAUGGCUACGCUCGGCGCUCGCAUGGUGGCCGCCGCACCCACCGUCACUCCGCCGGCCUCGCUCGACUUCGAAACCUCCGUUUUCAAGAAGGAGAAGAUUAACCUCGCUGGACACGACGAGUACAUCGUGAAAGGAGGGAGGGAUUUGUUCCCUCUGUUGCAGGGUGCUUUCAAGGGGAUUAAGCAGAUUGGCGUCAUUGGAUGGGGUUCGCAGGGACCUGCUCAGGCACAGAAUUUGCGGGACUCGCUUGCUGAUGCAAAGUCUGAUAUUGUGGUCAAGGUUGGGCUCAGGAAAGGUUCUCGCUCCUUUAAUGAGGCUCGCGCAGCUGGUUUUAGUGAGGAGAAUGGAACUUUGGGUGACAUAUGGGAAACUAUCUCAGGCAGUGAUCUUGUGUUGCUCUUGAUUUCUGAUGCUGCACAGGCUGAUAAUUAUGAAAAAAUAUUUUCCCACAUGAAACCAAAUAGCAUACUGGGUCUGUCCCAUGGUUUUCUUCUUGGGCAUUUACAGUCAAUAGGACUUGAUUUUCCCAAGCACUUCAGUGUAAUUGCUGUCUGCCCGAAAGGUAUGGGUCCUUCUGUCAGGAGGCUGUAUGUCCAAGGCAAAGAGAUAAAUGGUGCUGGAAUUAAUUCGAGUUUUGCAGUCCACCAGGAUGUGGAUGGCAGAGCUACUGAUGUUGCUUUGGCAUGGUCUGUUGCCCUUGGUUCGCCUUUUACAUUUGCAACUUCGUUAGAGAUGGAAUACAGGAGUGACAUCUUUGGGGAGAGAGGCAUUUUACUUGGUGCUGUUCAUGGUAUUGUGGAAUCCUUGUUUAGGAGGUACACUGAACAUGGAAUGAGUGAAGAUUUGGCCUAUAACAACACUGUCGAGUCCAUUACAGGAACUAUAUCUAAAAUAAUCUCGACUAAGGGUAUGUUGGCUGUAUACAAUGCUUUAUCUGAAGAUGAAAAGAGGGAAUUUGAGAAAGCAUAUAGUGCUUCAUAUUAUCCAUGCAUGGACAUUUUGUAUGAGUGCUAUGAGGAUAUUGCUGCUGGAAGUGAGAUUCGCAGUGUUGUCUUGGCUGGGCGGCGCUUUUAUGAGAAAGAGGGUCUGCCUGCAUUUCCCAUGGGUAAAAUUGAUCAGACCCGGAUGUGGAAGGUUGGUGAGCGUGUCCGUUCUACAAGGCCAGCUGGUGAUCUAGGUCCAUUAUACCCAUUUACUGCUGGGGUCUACGUGGCAUUGAUGAUGGCCCAGAUUGAGAUCCUGAGGAAGAAGGGGCAUUCUUACUCUGAAAUUAUUAACGAGAGUGUCAUUGAGUCUGUUGAUUCUUUGAAUCCUUUCAUGCAUGCUCGUGGUGUUUCAUUCAUGGUUGAUAACUGUUCAACUACGGCAAGGUUGGGUUCAAGGAAAUGGGCUCCCCGAUUUGAUUACAUCCUAACCCAGCAGGCCUUGGUGGCUGUGGACAAUGGAGCACCUAUCAACCAGGACCUAAUCAGCAACUUCCUGUCAGACCAAGUGCAUGGAGCCAUUGAAGUUUGUGCUCAACUGAGACCUACAGUAGACAUUUCUGUGCCACCAGAUGCAGACUUUGUCCGUCCCGAGUUGCGUCAGUCUAGCAAUUAGAACUUGAACCAAAUUCUUGAGCCUAUUCCUUUUUGGAAUGCUUAGAAUAGCAGCUGUCCUGUUGGUUUGAAUUUUGUUCAUAUGGUUGAGUGCUGUGCUGUGGAAGUCUGUAUUAUCACUAUGUAGUACUGAGAUUUUAAUAAUGGGGAAUGUUGCUUAAUGUGAAUUAGAAAUGAGUUAAUAAGACAA